AUGCGCCGGCUUGCGGCGGCACGCACCCCGCCCGCAGCGGCAGCAGCAGCAGCGGCGGCGGCGGCGGCGGCGGUGGCGCCAGCGCGCGGCCUCUUGUCGGCGGCGCGGCCGUCCAAGCCCGCCGAGAGGGUGGCCUCGACGCCGAUCCGGAUCCUGCGCACCGUGGACGACGUGCGUAAAUGGCGCAGGCCGCUCCUGAUCAACCACCGCAGCGUGGGGCUCGUGCCCACCAUGGGCGCGCUGCACGACGGCCACCUGGCCCUCGUGCGGGCGGCCGCCCGGGAGAACCACCACGUCGUGGUGAGCAUCUACGUCAACCCGGCGCAGUUCGGCGUCGCCGAGGACCUGGCCUCGUACCCCGUCAGCUGGGACGCCGACCUGGCCGCCCUGGCCGCCCUGGACGGCGAGCUGGCCGACGACGGCGCCAACCUGGGCCGCGUGGCGGCCGUCUUCGCGCCCUCCACCGCCGACAUGUACCCGUCCGGUUUUCCCGGCCAGGCCGUCGACAGCAAGGGCUGCUUCGUCACCGUCACCCCCGUGGGCGAGGUGCUCGAGGGCGCCAGCCGGCCCACCUUCUUCCGCGGCGUCGCCACCGUCUGCACCAAGCUGUUCAACGUGGUGCAGCCAGAGCGCGUCUACUUUGGCCAAAAGGACGUGCAGCAGACGGUCGUGGUGCGCCGCAUGGUCGCGGACCUGCUGGUGCCGACCGAGGUGGUCGUGUGUUCCACGCGCCGCGAGCCCGACGGGCUGGCCAUGGCCUCGCGCAACGUCUACCUGGGCGCCCGGCGCCGCCGCGUCGCCGGCGUCCUCAGCGCGGCGCUGCGGGCCGCCGAGCGGGCCUACCGCGGCGGCGAGACGCGCCGCGCGGGCAUCCUCGGCGCCGCGCACGGCGUGUGCGACGCCACCCUGCGCGCGCAGCUGGCCACGGCGGCCUCGGAGCGCGCCCUCUUCGAAAUCGACUACAUCUCCCUGGCGGACCCGGACACGCUGCACGAGGUGCAGGCCGUCGACGCGGACAAGGGCGCCGUCGUGAGCGGCGCCGUCAGGAUGCUGCCCGUCGAGGAGGCCCAGCCGGGCGAGGACCUGGGCCACUCUGGCGGCCCUGCCGUUCGCCUGAUUGACAACAUCAUCCUGCCGCCAAAGCCGCCGCAUUCACAAGCGGAGCGGACAUGA
This is a messenger RNA of Ustilaginoidea virens, 1173 nucleotides long. RefSeq lists its product as uncharacterized. Lineage: Eukaryota; Fungi; Ascomycota; Sordariomycetes; Hypocreales; Clavicipitaceae. The record is from RefSeq and is a predicted model, not a curated record. The coding region runs from base 1 to 1173 and encodes 390 amino acids. The transcript has a single exon. Gene Ontology annotation, molecular function: pantoate-beta-alanine ligase activity. Gene Ontology annotation, biological process: pantothenate biosynthetic process.